Molecule: messenger RNA, 2206 nt
Organism: Salvelinus namaycush (lake trout)
Lineage: Eukaryota; Metazoa; Chordata; Actinopteri; Salmoniformes; Salmonidae
Product: M-phase specific PLK1 interacting protein
Exons: 2
Coding region: 118-696 (192 amino acids)
Cellular component (GO): centrosome; midbody; nucleus
Source: RefSeq, a predicted model, not a curated record
UGUUCCGGUUUUCUAAACGCGUAAACAGAGGUUUGAAAACAUACAUUUGGCAUUUGCUUCCAAGACAGCAAAGGUAGUUUUUUUCCCCCCCUCUUAGCAAUAGUUGAGAUUUUGGAAAUGCACAGACCGGAUUUCAGACAACCCAGUCCGGGCGGAAUGGGAUCGAGAGGAGGUGGUUUCAGAAGCCCGACAGGAUUCGACAACAGCGCGGUGGGAAUGCAUCCUUCCCCACCGUGGGGAUUUCGUGGUGGUCCCCCUCCGUCUUUUGGACCACCUAGAUUUGGUCAGUUUGAUAGUGCCUCUCCAAAUACUCCUCCGAGAGACUUUGGUGGUAACGGUAAUAGGGGUUAUCACGGUGGAAGUGGGGGUAAAGGAAGAUUUAACAACGGCUCAUCUCCAGCGUAUACACCGCGUAGACAGAAUCCGAGUCCUCGUGGUGCUUCUUACAGAAAUUCUCCAUACAAUUCACAAAGUCCUGGACAACAUAUGGGUUAUCAGGGUUCCCCUCGACAUUCCACUCCGUUUGGGUCGCGUGGUGGCAGAGGCCAGGGGGCACAAGGUGGUGUGGAGAAGUUUUACAACGCUUCUAUGCUGCAGGACCCAUGGGCUAGCCUACAGCCAGUGCCGGUCACAAGUACAACCAGCUCCCAACAGCAAACCACACAUACAGGCAGGCCAGGGAGGUAUUUCAACUAGGACUUUCCCCCCUUCAAACCAUGCAGAUGAGGCCUCAACCCUUUACGUUUCAUAUUUGCCCUGUUCUUUCUUUUGUUUCGGGACUAUUACCAAAAACCAUUGAAGUAUGGUAAAGUUGCCUAUAACACAGACUAUAGUACAGCAGUCUUUGAAGAUGUCAGAGGAUUCACCAGCAAUUGUUAGUGGACACAGACUGUCCACUAUCUGAAGCUCUUUUCCAGCACACCUUGAUCACACCGUUACAUUUUAAACCUGAUCGUGAGACUCUCAAUUUCAGGGCAAAUGGCAGCAUACUAAAACCAAACACAGGGAAUCAAUUAUACUCAAAAUUCUUUGGUGAAUUUUAUUUUAUCCAUUUUGCAGGCUAGUUUAGUACCAUACGUGGUCUGUCUGUGUACCUUUUUAAUCAUAUGUUAACGUUUCCCGUUUUUAACAUUGUGUCAGUAUAAAGUGUCGAUUAGUAGGGGGACCCUUUUUAUUUACUUUUACCCCUCAGAAGUACAGCUGUGAAUCUCUAGGUCCGUAUCCACAAAGCAUAUCCCAGUAGGAAUGCUGAUCUACAAUCUAUUUAGCCUUUUUUUUUUUAUCAUAGUGAAUAAGAUUAUGUGGACAGAUCCUAGAUCAGCACUUCUACUCUGAUGUUUUGUGGAUACGGGCCCUGAUCUCCACAGGUUAGCAUUGCGUUGGAAGAACUGAUUGAUUAGUUGGGUCUAGCCUGUUAUGAUGGACUGUAUACACUUCAGAUUUGUUCUAGGCCUAUUUCUAAUGAUAUUACAUUGUUAAAUGUAUUUUACUGGUAUUUUCAAGAUGGGCAAUAUAAACCAGUGACUGCCUCAGGUUUCUACAUGUGUAAAUAUGUAUUCUAAAGGAUGCUUUUUCUUAUUGUCAAGAAAUAUCAUUUGGAAGUUUGAUGUAAGUGUUUGUAGUAAAUUCAAAAAUGGUAAAACGGUUGUGAUUAGUUUGACUUAAGACAAUUGCUCCGCAGCAUACCACCCUUCCCCUGUGUAGGGUGCAAUCUUUUGGAUGGGGCUGUUAAAUGGUUGUCCUGACUCUCUGGUUAGGUGUUGACCCUGGUGUCCUGGCUAAAUUCCCAACCUAGCCCCAUUCCAUCAAGGCCACUUAAUCAUCCCCCUCAUUUCUAAUUGGCAUAUCACUCCUCACCUGAUGGGUGGUGAGCGUUGGAGGUGGGCAAGGUGAUUUGUUUUUUUCCCCUCGUACUAUGUGAAGUGCUUUGAGUACCUCAGUUGGUAGAAAAGGGUUAAAUAAACCUAAUCCAUUAUUAAUUCAUGAUGGCCAAAGAGUUAGGCCUACUCGAUUAUGUAAAUGCAUGAGUGGCUUCCUUAUAUAAUCUGUUAACUUUAAGUCUCAAUAUAUGAUUUUACAAAUUGACAUGGUGCUUGUCCCUUAUGCAACAGUACUACAUACUUCUGUCUAUGUGUAUAUACACACUCAUGUGAAAAUGUAGUUUACUCUGGUUUGAAAUUUGUAUUAAACAUUGCUUUAACUUUUA